Messenger RNA from Ustilaginoidea virens, 2475 nucleotides. RefSeq lists its product as uncharacterized. The record is from RefSeq and is a predicted model, not a curated record. The coding region runs from base 1 to 2475 and encodes 824 amino acids. Gene Ontology annotation, molecular function: protein binding. Lineage: Eukaryota; Fungi; Ascomycota; Sordariomycetes; Hypocreales; Clavicipitaceae. The transcript has 4 exons.
AUGUUUCCGCCUGGACUGGAUUCUUUGUACAAGCGAAUGAUGGAGCAGAUUAGCCAGUCAGUCUACGCUAAACUCUGCAAGCAAGUACUAGCUUCCAUCACUCUCGUAUACCGACCAAUCACACUGGAGGAGCUAUUGGUCCUUUUCGAACCGCCAAAAGGCAUGGCUGCCAAUCCAGAGUCAAUGCGAGAGGUCGUUGGUCAUUGUGGCUCAUUCCUGGUCCUGCGAGAAGAGACUGUCUACUUCGUGCAUCAGUCAGCUAAAGACUUUCUGCUCGAAAAGAAUAUGGUUAAAGAAGAGUUUCCCUUGAAUGAGGAUGCUGUUCACUCUACUAUAUUCACCAGGUCUCUCGAUAUCCUGUCCAGGACAUUGCAGCGAGAUAUGUACAAUCUGAAGGAUUUAGGUCAUCCUAUCGAGGAGGCCAAACCGCCAGAGCCUGAUCCAUUAGGAGCGUCACGCUACUCAUGUGUUUAUUGGGUCGAUCAUCUCUGCGCCUCGGUCCACCAAACUUCAACGAUGCCCAUAGUUGGUCUUGAGAACGGAGGCCGUCUCGAUAAGUUCUUGCGCAACAAGUAUCUCUACUGGCUAGAGGCUCUCAGUUUGUGCAAUAAUGUGCCAAAAGGCAUUGUUUCGAUGGCAAAAUUAUGCUUCCUUAUCCAGGAGAGAGGGGUUUCUCAUCUCACUGAGCUUGCCCGCGACGCGCAUCGGUUUAUCAUGUACUCCAAAGGAGCGAUUGAAUCCCAUCCUCUUCAAGCGUUUAGGGUCGCCGCGGUAGCCUUCUCAAGCGAUUCGACGCGGCUGGCAUCAGCGUCGGAUGACGACACUAUCAAGAUCUGGGAUGCGCAUAGUGGUAAUUGCCUACAGACGCUUACAGGCCAUAAAGACAGUGUUCACGCAGUAGCCUUCUCAGGCGAUUCGACGUGGCUGGCAUCAGCGUUGGAAGACGAAACUGUCAAGAUCUGGGAUACGCGCCGUUGGAAUUGCGUGCAAACGCUUGAAGGCUAUAACGGCAGUAUUGACUCAGUAGCCUUCUCAUGCGAUUCAGUCCAGCUAGCAUCGGUGUCGUGGGAAAAUAUUAUUAAAAUCUGGGAUACGAGCAACUGGACAUGCUUAAAGACGCUUCCGCACCAUAGUAAACCCGGUUUUCCACUGGCCUUUUCAGGCGACUUCACGCGAUUAGCAUCUGUGUCGGAUGAAUUUACUUUAAAGGUCUGGGAUACACAUAGUUGGACGUGCCUGCAAACGUUUGAGGGCCGCAGUGACUCGGUGUCAAUAGUGUUUUCGCCCAACUCGACUCAGAUAGUGUCAGCGUCGGACGAUGGCAUUAUCAAGAUCUGGGAUGUGCGCGACGGCACGUGCCUUCAGACGCUUACGGCUCAUAUUGACCGUGUCUACGCGAUGGCUUUCUCGAACGACUCAAUCUGGUUGGCAUCAGCGUCACGAGACACUACUAUCAAGAUCUGGAAUCUAGCGUCAGCAUCUAUCGAUGGUACUGUUAAGAUCUGGGAUGUAAGCAGCAACGUGGACUUAAAGUCGCUCGAGGGCCACUGCCUCGCGGUCGAAUCAGUGGCCUUCACGCACAACUCAACCUGGCUAGCGUCAGCAUCAGAAGAUCGCACUAUUAAGAUCUGGGAAACGAGUAACGGGAAAUGCCUGAAGACGCUCGAGGGCCAUUACCGCUUUGUCAAAUUGGUGAUCUUCUCGCAUAACUCGGCACAAUUAGCGUCCAUGGGAUCGUCCAGCAGUAAAAUCUGGGACACAGGUAGCGGAGCGUGCCUGCACACGCUUAAUCAUGGCCCUGUUGCCUAUGUAAUAGCCUUCUCGCACGACUCCACCCGGCUGGCUACCGUGACUGACUCCACUGUUCAGAUCUGGGAUACGCGUAACGGCGAGCUCCUGCGCGCGUUUAGUGACUACAGUGACGGCAUUUUCAAAUCAGUAGCCUUCUCGCACGACUCCGCCCGGCUGGCUACCGGGUGUGGGGUCGGCGUUGCCGGUAUCUCCACUGUUACGAUCUGGGAUGCGCGUAACGGCGAGUGCCUGCACAGGCUUGACCAAGACGGCAACGUCAACUCAGUAGCCUUCUCGCGCGACUCGGCCAAGUUGGCGUCGGCAGGCAGUACAGUAAAGAUCUGGGACGCAGAUAGCGGUGUGUGUCUGGAGACACUCACCGUCAACAGCUAUCUCAGAGUAAUGUCUUUCGAUUCCUCGGGAGACCGCCUCAAUACAACUCUUGGUGUUAUUUCUCUUUGCCAAAGCGAAGCUUCAGGCGAAACAGAUGUUGUGCGACCAAAGCCGACCCAAUUUGCAGGCAUAGGAAUAAGCACCGAGGACAUGUGGAUCACGUACAAUGGGAGCAAGCUCCUCUGGAUUCCACCAGAGUAUCGUAGUAAAUGCUUUGAUAUAUGCGAAAACAACCUCGGGAUAGGUGUUAGGUCUGGUAAAGUUUGGAUUUGUACGGUCGAUCGCGAUUGA